UUUAUGUCGUAGAAUACUUAACUGAGCUGGUGUAGCCACAGACCUUACUGCGUGCAUUUAAAUAAAAAUAAAAAAUAAAAAACAUUGACUGGGACGGUGGAACCGGAAGUUCUAAAAUGUGAACAAGUUGCCAGGCUUUGACCAACAAAUAUAGGCUAUGUCGUCUGUAGAACUACUAACAAUUUAACCAGUAUGCUUUAUAAAUACGGUGUGGGCGGCAGUGGAACUUAGCCCAUAACAUUUGCAUACCUGACUGAGCCUAGACAUGUCUGAUAUUGCAGAACAGAAGAUAAUACAGAAGUGUCCCUUACAGAGACACUAUGAGGAGAAUGUCGGUAUGGUGGCUCCUGUGCACCCACAAAAAAUAACAGCCAAUAGCUCAUGGAAAUCUGCCUGCUUUGGCAUAAUUGAGCUUCACACUAAUCAGUCUGAUCAAAAUUUGGGGGAAAAAAGAGGAGUGGGAAAUAUACUCCUGGUGAUCUCCACUGCCACCGAUUACUGGAUGCAGUACCGCCAGUCCAGCAGUUACAUGCAUCAGGGCCUGUGGCGCUACUGUGUACCUGGAAAAUGCAUGACAUACACAGACAGCAUUGCAUAUUGGGAUGCCACCCGUGCCUUCAUGAUCCUGGCCAUCUUAGCUUGUUUCUUUGGCAUCAUCAUCGGCGUCAUGGCUUUCAUCAAUUACUCCUCCUUUAGCGGUUUUGACAAAACCUUUGCUGCAGGAAUUCUCUAUUUCAUUUCAUGCUUCUUUGUGCUGCUGGCUAUGGCUGUCUACACUGGGAUGACGGUCAACUACUAUGGAAAACGUUAUGGGAACUGGCGGUUCUCGUGGUCGUACAUAAUGGGUUGGGUUUCUGUGGUGCUCACUUUCUUUUCAGGGAUCUUCUAUAUGUGUGCUUACCGGAUGUAUGAACCAAGAGGCCCCAUGUCACGCUGAUUCUUCUCAUCUUCGAUCUGCUAUUUGAUCCAUUCAGUCUGAAUGUGAACCAUCAUGUCAUCCCUGAUCCCUUUAUUUCAGUUAUCGUUUAUUUUAAAAUCACACAACACAAACUAAUAAAUGACUAAACUAAUUCCGUACACUAAUUUAGUUUGUGCAUUUCUUAAACAAACUAAUUUACACAUGAUGGGCAGAUCAGGUUGGUUCCAAAAUAUUAU
This is a messenger RNA of Carassius auratus (goldfish), 1155 nucleotides long. It is a transcript of the gene lim2.3, whose product is annotated as lens intrinsic membrane protein 2.3. The record is from RefSeq and is a predicted model, not a curated record. Bases 266 to 937 code for a protein of 223 amino acids. Gene Ontology annotation, molecular function: structural constituent of eye lens. NCBI's taxonomy places the organism in Eukaryota, Metazoa, Chordata, Actinopteri, Cypriniformes, Cyprinidae. The transcript has 6 exons. Gene Ontology annotation, cellular component: plasma membrane.